AUGGCAAAGAACGACACAUAUCUUGUCCCCACCCUGGCAACAUAUGACGCAUUAGCAAAGGAGGGCAUCCAAAACGGUCUUUCCAAGGAAAUGAUCGCGAAAGUAGACUCCGUUCUCGAGUCUGGAAAGCGAGCUAUUUCCAUUGCUCAAGAAGCGGGGAUCAAAAUCUGCUACGGUUCUGAUCUGCUAGCCGAAAUGAGACGCCAUCAGUUGACGGGGCUCGGCCUUCUAGAAGAGAGCGGGAUGUCUCCAUUGCAAGUUCUUCAAUCUGCUACUAUCAACGCCGCUCAAUUGCUAGAACUCGACACGGAGAUUGGAUCCGUCGAGGAGGGGAAGGUUGCUGACUUGCUCGUGUUGAAGGAAAACCCACUAGAUUCAAUUGCCGAGGUUUUCGACAACUGGCAAGACACAUAUCGGGCCGUCUUCAAAGCUGGUCAAAGAGUCACAGUCGACGGAUGA
Seminavis robusta is the source of this 459-nucleotide messenger RNA. The record is from the annotation of a GenBank genome assembly. Lineage: Eukaryota; Bacillariophyta; Bacillariophyceae; Naviculales; Naviculaceae.